Fulmarus glacialis (Northern fulmar) is the source of this 1302-nucleotide messenger RNA. It is a transcript of the gene DIPK2B, whose product is annotated as chromosome unknown open reading frame, human CXorf36. The coding region runs from base 1 to 1092 and encodes 363 amino acids. The transcript has 4 exons. NCBI's taxonomy places the organism in Eukaryota, Metazoa, Chordata, Aves, Procellariiformes, Procellariidae. The record is from RefSeq and is a predicted model, not a curated record.
AUGACAGGGAGGCCUCCACCAACGAGCCGGGAUGCCAGGGCUGGAAACCCAGGCGGAGGGAGGAGGCCCGCUGGCACGGAGCAACACGGUGCCACGCAGUCAGGGGGAAAUGGGGUUUGCAGCCUCUGUGGCUGUGCUGCGCAGACUGGGUGCUAUUUUGGAAACCUGAGUUGUGAACAGGCAUUUUUGGAUGGCCUAGGAGGGAUUGCUGUAGAGAACUCCCUGUGUGCCCGUACCCACCAGCAGCUGUGCCGCAGGGGGCAGAGGCGCAGUGGGCAGAGCACAAAGGGCCUGUCUAGUCCAAUGCUGCGCUGCCCAUCCCAGCGUCUCCUCGACAGGAUAGUGCGGCGCUAUGCUGAGGUGCCAGACGCUGGCAGCAUCUACAUGGACCACCUCACCGACCGGGACAAACUGCGCCUCUUGUACACGCUGUCAGUGAAUUCACAUCCCAUCUUGUUACAGAUCUUCCCCGACGUGGAGGGAUGGCCCUUCCCGCGGUACCUGGGCUCCUGCGGGCGGCUGGUGGUCAGCGCCAGCACCCGGCCCCUGCGUGACUUCUAUGGCGCGGCCCCCGAGGUGGCCGCUGACCUGGCCCUCCAGCUCCUCGCCGUCCUUCGCUCCAUGGGCACCAACGACCUCAACUAUUUCUUCUUCUUCACCCACGUGGAUGCUGGCACCUUCGGCGUGUUUAGCAACGGGCAUCUGUUCAUCCGGGAUGCCAGCACGCUGGGGAUCAUCGACAAGGAGGAAGGGAGCCAGCUGAUUGACAGCCAGCAGGAGUAUAAAGAUAUAUUUAGCUGUUUGACUGUGGACUGCCAGUCCGCAUUUGUGUCCUGUAACUCCAUCAGAGAGAAGCACAGCCUCGUCAUGGUGUGUCAAGAGCUUUUGCCUAAGCUCCUGAAGGGGAAAUUCCUGCAACCCGUGCAGGAGAAAAUAGACAGCUUCCUGCAGCACUGCGCCGACGGCCUCACCGAUGACCAGAGCGUCGACGAGGCGGUUGCAAAGCUGGCAGAGCUCCUGAAACCUCUGCGGUCUUGCGAUUCCCGUUUUGCCUACCGCUACCCUGACUGCAAAUACAGUGACAAAUACUGACGGCUUUGGAGGAGGGGUCCCCCCGGGAAGGACUGGGGCAGUGUCAGCCCCCUGCCAGCACGGGAAGCAAGAAGGAACCAGGGUAGCUGGAAAGACCUGCACCAAAUCCGGGGCUUCCUCAAGAAGGCGCAGGAGGAGGGAGCAGAGUGCACACAGGAUUUAUUGUUCAUCUCCCAGAGAUGCAUUUGUUACAUGGGAUGUUAGACAUGA